GAGAGAAUGUACCAAAAAACAUCCGUACUGGAAUAUUCUCAUAGGCGAGGACCACACGGGUGUCCUCAUCAAGGACAUUGUUGACUGGCUGAGGAAAGACAAGAUGAAGCCCAAGAAAGAGAAGAUGGAUGACUGGAGAAGGCUUCGUCUCGCUCUUAUCGUGAUCGUUGAAGGGGUAUUGCUUUGCAGUUCCCAACCUGUGAGAGCUUCUCUUCAAGUUGUCGAAAUGGUUCAGCAUUUGGAGUCGUUUGAAGCGUUUCCAUGGGGACGAGAAUCAUUCCUUCUGACAAUGCGAAUGGUUAAGGUCAGUCAGAAGGUUAACAGUCUCUCUGCCCUAAUUGCGAAGUUCAACCAGUCUCACUCUUCAACCCAUGGGUUCCCUCUUGUCUUCCAACUGCUGAUGUUAAAGGCCAUCCCAGUUUUUGAGAGAUACCUUAAUCAACCUGAUGAUACGCAGACUAUCAUUGAUGGGUCAAUCACUACUUUGCCUCCGUUGAAGACUUUUCACAAUUCCAACAUAAUGGAAACAGAGCUAAUUCCUGGGUUAAGGAUUGCCCCGCUGUUGUCUACUGAUGAUCCCCCACACCCAUCGAUCAACGAUUGGCCUGAUGAAGUCUCUGACCCGGCGAUUGACUAUAUGGAAAGCCUUAUUGGUGGCGGAUACAAGUUCUGCCAAGCUGACUGGAUUGGUGGGUGUCGUACUUGGCCAAAGAUAGUCGUUGAUGAGAACCCCAAAGAACCCAAUGUUCGCAAGACCAAGAAGGUACCUGUGAGACGUCCAAAUAUAAACUCUGACAUGCCUGAGUUUCCCCAGGGUGGUCCAUCUGGUUCAUCAAAAGGUAAAGGGAAGGUCGAUGAAGACUUUUGUCCCCCAGCAGGGACUGAAGGUAAAGAUGUUCUCCAUGCUCUGAUCAUGGAAGAAGUUAAUUCGAAGUUCCGUGACAUGAAAGAGGAAUUGAAGGUUGAAUUGAUGGGUGAAGUUUGUCGGAUGUAUGGAGUAGAGAAGUCUUUAUUGAAAGACGAACUCUUAGACGAGAUUAUUAGCAAUCUGCGCCAUGGUGGGAAGUUUCCAACAACCCCCCCUCCGAAAGCUGCUUCACCAGGUAAAAACAAACCAUCUGAGGGACAAACCUAUGGUCCCCCUAAUAAUGCAAAUGUAAACAAGGAGUCCGGGGGACACACAGAUGUCCCAUUAACGAACGCUGUUACUGAGGGACAAACGCAUGGUCCCCCAGAAAAUAUAAAUAUCAACAAGGUCCCUAGUGGGCAGACCUCUGAUUCCCCCCAUGUCCAGAUAGACCCUCCCGCCCCAAGUUCUCCUCAAUCGCCGUCUAAGGGGAAAAGUAAUUCUCAACUUUUGGAGGAGUUUCAGCGGCAAGCCUGGUCUGAGUACGGAGGAGUGUCUGAUGUUUUACAAAACCUCAACCAGUCUUAUGCAUCUCCCUCUGGUCCUGCUAAGUCUGGUCCGUUUGGACCUUCUCCUGGUCUUGUUGCUUCUGGUCCUUCUACCAUUCAUCCAUCUCCUUCUGGUCCUUCUUCCUCGAAGUUCUCUAUUGAUCACAACCCAAAAGACUUCCAAACUCCAUUGCCAACCAUUAGUGAGGACAACGCAGAGGAAACCGAGGACGAAGAAGUUGCAGAUGAGGUCCUGGUUGGAAAGUCUGUUAAAGAGAAUUUUCCUGAAGAUCACAACCCCAACGACUUCCAAACGCCUCAUCAAGAUGUAGAGGAGAUCAGUUCGGCUGAUGAAUCAGAGGACGAUCAAGAUACAGAGCAGGUUGCUGGUGGAAAUUCUUUUGGUGUGUCUGAGGACGUGGGAUUUGUUGGUGAGGAGAGAAGGGAAGCUAUAGAGAAUAAGUCUGUUGGUGUGUCUGAGCACGUUGAUGUUGUUGAGUGCGAGGACAGAAGAGAAGAAGUAAUUGAAAAGUCUGUUGAUGUCUCCGGGGACGAUGUUGAGACUGAGGUUUUAGAGGAUAAGUCUGUUUCUGGGGACCACGAACCCAAAGAGGGUGACGAGAGUAGUGGUGAUAGUGAAGGAAGGUCUGAAGACGAGGAUCACCAAGAUGAAGCUAUGGACGAGGCAAACAAAGCAUGGCCGCCAGAGCUUUUUAAAUCCUCAAGAGGUGCUGAUGAACAACUGGUUGACGAUCAAGAGGGAAAUGCUACUGGUGGUGUGGCAAUUUCAGAAAAAAGUCCCUCUGGGAAAAAGAGAAAAUCCUCUUCUCUUGGCGGGGAUUCUUCUAAGCCGAUCCUCCCUCCCAAAAGGGCAAGGAAUAAACCCCACCGUUUCCGUGACCCUAUUCCAGUCCAGGGACAAGAAUCCACAGGGACCAACAGUGUUUCCCAAUCAACUGAUGAGGUUUUGCACCCGUUUGUCCUAGUAAAUGAUGAUCUUCGGAAACAUUUCUUGUCCACUCUGAAAUCUUAUCGCCAGAGGGAGUUCGUCCUCGAUGCACAUGUUGUCCCCAGAUCAUUUUUUAAGGAUAUGCUUACUCCUCACCAUUCUGUCCACCAAGAGGUACGUUGUAAACCAAUGAUACCUAUUUUUGGGCACCAGUCUCUAUUUAUCUCUCCACAUUAA
Arabidopsis lyrata subsp. lyrata is the source of this 2581-nucleotide messenger RNA. RefSeq lists its product as uncharacterized. The transcript is spliced from 10 exons. The record is from RefSeq and is a predicted model, not a curated record. NCBI's taxonomy places the organism in Eukaryota, Viridiplantae, Streptophyta, Magnoliopsida, Brassicales, Brassicaceae. Bases 104 to 2581 code for a protein of 825 amino acids.